Hevea brasiliensis (rubber tree) is the source of this 880-nucleotide messenger RNA. Its product is annotated as 40S ribosomal protein S18. Gene Ontology annotation, molecular function: RNA binding; structural constituent of ribosome. The record is from RefSeq and is a predicted model, not a curated record. Gene Ontology annotation, biological process: translation. Gene Ontology annotation, cellular component: small ribosomal subunit; ribosome; cytosol. The coding region runs from base 156 to 614 and encodes 152 amino acids. NCBI's taxonomy places the organism in Eukaryota, Viridiplantae, Streptophyta, Magnoliopsida, Malpighiales, Euphorbiaceae. The transcript has 4 exons.
GUCUUUCAAAGACAUUAAUAACCCUAACUAGAGUGAUAACCAACGCCUUUAAAACCCUAAUCCUCGCUUCUGCUUGUUUCUGUUAGUUAUUUGAAGCUGCGUCUCAGUACGCCGGAGCCCUUUCCCUCUCUCUUGCAAAGUCACUGCAAUACAAAAUGUCUCUGGUGGCAAAUGAGGACUUUCAGCACAUUUUGCGUGUGCUUAACACUAAUGUUGAUGGGAAGCAGAAGAUAAUGUUUGCUUUGACCUCAAUAAAAGGAAUUGGGAGGCGUUUCGCCAACAUUGUCUGCAAGAAGGCUGAUGUUGACAUGAACAAGAGGGCUGGUGAAUUAACUGCUGCUGAGCUGGAUAAUCUUAUGGUCAUUGUUGCAAAUCCUCGUCAGUUCAAGAUUCCAGACUGGUUUUUGAAUAGGCAGAAGGAUCACAAGGAUGGGAAAUAUUCUCAAGUUGUCUCUAAUGCAUUGGACAUGAAGCUGAGAGAUGAUUUGGAGAGAUUGAAGAAGAUCAGGAACCAUAGAGGUCUGAGGCACUACUGGGGUCUUCGUGUCAGGGGACAACACACUAAGACCACUGGUCGUCGUGGAAAGACUGUUGGUGUCUCUAAGAAGCGGUGAAAAUCUGUUGACUGGGUUGAAUUAAUAUAUGGGUUGGGAGAGUUGGUUCCUUGCCACAGGUUUUUGCACUAGGAAAGUCCAGAUGUUUUUUGCACUAGGAAAGUCCAGAUUUUUUUUUGUUAGAUAGGAAGGGUUUUGAUCCCAUUAAGCAUUUAUCUGUGGAAGUGAGUUGCAGAAUCAAAUAUUAUUAUAUGCUGUUUAGAAUGUUUGUAUGUGAUUUUCUAUGUUUUUUUUUUCUAUAUAAAAUUAUUAUUUGUUUUGGCUUA